Molecule: messenger RNA, 590 nt
Organism: Dicrocoelium dendriticum
Lineage: Eukaryota; Metazoa; Platyhelminthes; Trematoda; Plagiorchiida; Dicrocoeliidae
Source: the annotation of a GenBank genome assembly
AUCUAAACACGCAGAUCAUUCCUUCUUUCUGGCGUUUUCUGCGCGUUUUUCUAUUUUCUCGUCUCAACAUGCCCCAACCCUGCUUCGAUCGUCUGGCCCACACGAGCAAUGUUUUCGAGGAUCGGCGCAGUCAACGAGGAGCCUGACGCGAUCACUGCUCGUUUCUCCGCGGGACGAGGGUCACUUCUUCGUGGAACGACGGUCUUUUCUUCGUGGCUCGUUAGUCCUUUAUCCGUGGGACAAGUGUCGUUUUGGCGCGGGGUGGAGUGCGGCGAGGAAUGAGACCACUCCCAAGCGCACCGUUUGGCAGCAGCAGAGGUGGAGUCCUGUCGGCCAUUUUUUGUACUAGCCAGUUUUUUUGUAGUCCGACAAGCCCGCUCCAAUGGCUCGCCGAAAUGCACCCUGCCCUGCAAUCAAUAAAUAAUAACUCACAAAUGGCACAGCGGACUCCGACUUCCGGCGAAUCCCCCUUUGACACGAACGCUCGCUCAUUCUUACUCAGCACGAUUUUGCCCUACGAACCUCGAUUCACCAGUCAUUUCGAUAUCGAAGGCUUAUUAUGUUCAGUCUUCUAGGGGAGCUCUGUAGCG